This is a messenger RNA of Myotis myotis, 5382 nucleotides long. RefSeq names its product integrator complex subunit 10 (gene INTS10). Gene Ontology annotation, cellular component: integrator complex. The transcript is spliced from 17 exons. Gene Ontology annotation, biological process: snRNA processing. NCBI's taxonomy places the organism in Eukaryota, Metazoa, Chordata, Mammalia, Chiroptera, Vespertilionidae. Bases 107 to 2110 code for a protein of 667 amino acids. The record is from RefSeq and is a predicted model, not a curated record.
AACCUUCCCGGCGGCAGCGGCGGCGGCGGCGGCCACGGCGUUGGCCGCGUCCCCGCAGCCGGAAGGUUCGGCUGCUUCAGGCCGGCGGCCCGACCCCUCCUGGGCCAUGUCGGCCCAGGGCGACUGCGAGUUCCUGGUGCAGCGAGCCCGCGAGUUGGUGCAGCAGGACCUGUGGGCGGCCAAGGCGUGGCUGAUCACGGCCCGCAGCCUCUACCCCGCCGACUUCAACAUCCAGUACGAGAUGUACACCAUCGAGCGGAACGCGGAGCGCACCGCCACGGCGGGGAGGCUGCUGUACGACAUGUUUGUGAAUUUCCCAGAUCAGCCGGUGGUAUGGAGAGAAAUCAGCAUUAUCACAUCAGCAUUAAGGAACGAUUCACAGGAUAAACAAACCCAAUUUUUAAGAAGUUUAUUUGAAACUCUUCCUGGUCGGGUCCAGUGUGAAAUGUUACUCAAGGUCACGGAACAAUGCUUCAACACCUUGGAGCGAUCAGAAAUGCUGCUUCUCCUUCUGAGACGCUUCCCGGAAACAGUGGUGCAGCAUGGGGUUGGCCUUGGGGAGGCACUGCUAGAGGCUGAAACCAUUGAAGAACAAGAAUCUCCUGUUAACUGCUUUAGAAAAUUAUUUGUUUGUGAUGUCCUUCCUCUAAUAAUUAACAACCAUGAUGUUCGGUUGCCUGCCAAUUUAUUAUACAAGUACUUGAACAAAGCAGCUGAAUUUUAUAUCAAUUAUGUCACCAGGUCUACUCAGGUAGAGAAUCAGCAUCAAGGUGUGCAAGAAACAUCUGAUUUAAUGUCACCUAGCAAACGUAGCUCUCAGAAGUACAUAAUAGAAGGAUUGACUGAAAAAUCAUCCCAGAUUGUGGACCCUUGGGAGAGGUUGUUUAAGAUUUUGAAUGUUGUUGGAAUGAGAUGUGAAUGGCAGAUGGAUAAAGGAAGACGAAGCUAUGGUGAUAUUUUGCAUAGAAUGAAGGAUCUCUGCAGAUACAUGAACAACUUUGAUAAUGAAGCUCAUGCAAAAUACAAAAACCAAGUGGUUUAUUCCACUAUGUUGGUCUUCUUUAAGAAUGCAUUCCAGUAUGUCAAUAGCAUACAGCCAUCUCUUUUCCAAGGUCCUAAUGCCCCAAGCCAAGUUCCACUGGUUCUCCUGGAGGAUGUAUCAAAUGUGUAUGGUGAUAUAGAAAUUGAUCGUAAUAAACACAUACAUAAAAAGAGGAAACUGGCAGAAGGAAGAGAAAAACCUAUGCAGAGUUCAGACGAUGAGGACUGUUCAGCAAAAGGAAGGAAUCGUCACAUUGUCAUCAAUAAAGCAGAACUUGCUAACUCAAUUGAAGUGUUAGAAAGCUUUAAGUUGGCCAGGGAGAGCUGGGAGUUGCUCUAUUCCCUAGAAUUCCUUGACAAGGAAUUUACAAGAAUUUGUUUGGCAUGGAAGACGGAUACUUGGCUUUGGUUAAGAAUCUUCCUCACUGAUAUGAUCAUCUAUCAGGGUCAAUAUAAAAAGGCAAUAGCCAGCCUGCAUCACUUAGCAGCUCUCCAGGGAUCACUUCCUCAGCCGCAGCUCACGGGACAGGGAACCUUGGAGCAUCAGAGGGCGCUCCUCCAGCUGGCCGCUUGCCACUUUGCUCUAGGGGAGUACAGAAUGACAUGUGAAAAAGUCCUGGAUUUGAUGUGCUACAUGGUGCUCCCCAUUCAAGAUGGAGGCAAAUCACAGGAAGAACCUUCAAAAGUAAAGCCCAAAUUUAGAAAAGGUUCGGACCUGAAGCUUCUGCCCUGUACCAGCAAGGCUAUCAUGCCGUACUGCCUGCACUUAAUGCUAGCUUGUUUUAAGCUUAGAGCUUUCACGGACAGCAGGGAUGACAUGGCUCUGGGGCACGUGAUCGUAUUGCUUCAGCAGGAGUGGCCUCGGGGAGAGAAUCUUUUCUUGAAAGCUGUCAAUAAGAUUUGCCAACAAGGAAAUUUCCAAUAUGAGAAUUUUUUCAAUUAUGUUACAAAUAUUGACAUGCUGGAGGAAUUUGCCUACCUAAGAACUCAGGAAGGUGGGAAAAUCCAUCUGGAAUUACUGCCCAAUCAAGGAAUGCUGAUCAAACUUGUGGUUGGCCCCUGCAGCUGAGUGGCAGAGAUGUUGUGAGCAGUGUACAGCCCCUCCCCUUGGGUAAGGUUGUGAGUCCGUCCUAGUUGUGGCAUCUCGGAUGUGAGCAGGUACAGUACGAACACUGGGCACCGGGGGCCUGCCCCACAGGAGGGAUACGCUCUUUAUUUGUUACAUAGACAUUUUGCUCUUAUGUAUUUUAAAGCAGAGAAAAUUUUCUGUGCUGAUAUUUGCAGUAUCUUAGUUGCAUUAGACUGGAUGAAGUAGGAAACGGUGUCCUAUGUAUGCUUUGAAUAGGAUGGGUAAUAAUCUGUGAGGUGAACACCCAGCUAAUGUACUAAAUCUUUGUUGUUACAGAAUUCUGCAAAGCCCUGGGUCCCAGGCUCUUUCCCCUCCCAUCCCCCAUUUUUCCUUUUCUCAGUACUUUUUUGAAAUUCAAACUAACCUUUCUUUAUCAAAAACAUUGCCAGCCCCUCUAGUCCUCUUGGAAGGGCCUCUUCAGUUUGGGGCUUCAAUCCCAUCAAGGAUGGUUACAAAAAGUCACCAGGUUUGUUUCUAGGUCUGGCGUGAGCAUGAGAAGAGUGGAGAGUGAAGGAGGCUGGAUUUGAAAACACGACUUCUCAAAUGUUCACCCCUCUCCCCACUGCCAUUCAAUUGCAUCUCAUCGUCCUCUUCCUCAGUGGUUGCUUUUUAUGCCAAAUCUCAAGUGGGCUGAGCGCGGGGACCAGGAACCAAGAUGCCUCUGGCCGCGCCCCAGCAGCGGGUGCAGUGAGAGCCGCGGCCAGGGGCCUGUGGUUAGAGGGUUUCUGUAUAGUCUGCUUCCCGUCCUGUGCCUUCUCUCUGGAGUGUUUUUUGCAGUGCAGGGUGAGUCGGUGUGGGUGUUUGAAUGCUGCCGUUUGCUGUUUUUUAAAGGCCUACUAGCCCUCCCAUGGGGUUACUGCAGCAGGAAUUCUUACCUGUGCUUCAGCCCAGCAUACAGACUGCUGACAGGUACCAAGUGGAAAAACACCUGCUCAUAUAGUGUGCUGUUUUGUCAACAUGUUUUACUGCCCAUGGUCUUCAGCUCUUUGUUCCUCAGUGCUCUUUUCCAUGCUUUCUUUAUUUUUUAAUUUGUUCUGCAUUCCUUGGCAAACCAUCUGGUUGUAAUAUUGUAACAUUUCUUAUUUUUUUGCCAUAAGUUGCCAGUGUUUUUGUGUUCGGUUUAAAAAUCAUUAUGGAGCUGGAAAACAUGAAAGUUAUAUAAAACUGUCAGAUUGAGUGCACAUUAGGCACUGAACUCUUCUUUUGGGAAAGUGUAAGGCGUUCCGUUAUAAACACUGGAGGGCGCUCAAGCGUAUUUUAAGUAAAUGUUUACUCCUAAGUUUAUACGAGUGACCAGUGUUAAGACUUCGGUCUCAACAGGCAUUAGCACAGUAUACUCGCCUGUCGCCGACCUUGUCUUUCUGAAUUAAAAAUAUUGGGUAGCUAGAAUGUCACGGUUAUUAGCUGAUUUAUCCUGUUCUUAAACCACAAAAGCUAAUUCCUUCAUCUAAAUUUACCAGAGGGAUGGAGGCUCUGACAGACACAUGACUGAGUUGUGCUGCUCUGUAUAUAUGUGAAACAGUACCUUUGAACCAUGAUCAGCAGGAUACAGUUCAUUAUAUUUGUACUAGUAUUAAUUUACUAGUAGACAGUUUGCUUUGCACCCUCAACGCCCUUGACUGUCUGCAAAUACCAGUAACUUUUGGUUGGUCAGGGAGUCGGCUCCAAUUUGGGGUUGCAGACUGGCUCCCAGAAAUGCAGUGUCUCAGGACAGCCUAAGGUUGGUGUCUGUCCCAGUAGGACUCGUGGCCUCGGCCUGACACUGUCCUAACUGCCAAGUGAACCAGCCAGACGUCACUAGAAAAGUCCGCAAGAACUGCGUGUGUCCUCCGCGGCACCGCUGUUUUGCUGCGUAGUUCCCAGCAUUGCAGCGUGCCCAGUAAUGUCACUACGAGCCUGACAAGGCUGGGUGUCUUUCCUUCUGUUGCUUUGCAACUUUAUGACUUUGUUGUACUUGUUUUAUAUGCUAGUACAAGUUUUAAAAAACAAACAUUUUAGAGUGGUUUCAAUGGUGUUGUUCUGACCAACACAUAAAUACCUAAUUUUAGUAUAGUUGCUGCUGAAGCGAGCACAUAAAAACCUAAUUUUAAUCCCUGUUCCUGUGUCUGAGGGAAGUGAGGCAGUAGUGGUGGGGAAUGGAGGUGGUCUCUGUUUGUCUAAACCCACCAAAUUACUGAACUGGUGUCAAAACUCCUUUCCUUUUCAUUGAAUCCAUUGAGUUUUGCUAGAUUUUUCUUUUCCUUCACGUGGUGUCUUUUCUGGGAUUUCGUGUGGUUUCCCUCUAAAGCAGCGGUCGCCAACCUUUCGGACCUCACAGACCACGUGGUCGCGGACCACCGGUUGGCGACCGCUGCUCUGAAGCACACCCCGGAGAUCUUUGCUUGUGCUCCCACGGGCCCUCCCACCAGCAUGCAGGUCUGUGCACAUGGACUGGAUCCGGUCUUCAGGUGGCUUUUGCUGGCCUUUGACUAUUGCUCAGUGACUGUGCUGCUCCCUCCCCGCGGGUGCCAGACUCUCUCUUGUCUUGGGAGCCAGCAGACCUGACCUGCUGGGCUCAGCACUUAGCGGAGCCAUCCUGUUCUGGCAGCAGGGGACAGAGAUGUGCUUGUGACCGGUGGCUGAGCAUAGUCCCUGAGCCCUUCACGGAGCCCCAGCCCACGGGGCCAGGUGCCUAAGCUGUUUGGUGGCACUCAUCUUGGUUUCCCUCCUCCCUGCUGCUGCCUCUGCAGUGUGGACUGACCCAGUCAGCCCACAGUGACCGAACUGUGCACAAGUCAGCGUAGGGAUGCAUAAUGUCCAAGCUACAGGAGUUCAAAAGCGAAGCAGAUGGCAUUUUACCGAACAUUUAGAUCUUUAAAAUCUUCUUUUCUUGAGUGGGAAAGGUGUCUCUCUAGUUUCAAGUCUUUGAGAAGGAAUGGGCAAAGGGGGCGGUUUGGUUAGGGCUUUUCUUUCUUUUUAAAAUGUCUUACUUAUACUUAGAUUUGAGGUAGGCUUUACUCCUACCCCAGAGGCCUGCCCUGUAGAACCAGCGCUAACCACGUGUCCCUGUUUUCCUGUUGCUGCCCUCAGGCACCACACGGUCACUCGGGGCAUCACCAAGGGCGUGAAGGAGGACUUCCGCCUGGCCAUGGAGCGCCAGGUGUCCCGCUGUGGAGAGAACUUGAUGGUGGUGCUGCACAGGUUCUGCAUCAACGAGAAGAUCUUGCUUCUGC